This is a messenger RNA of Mollisia scopiformis, 354 nucleotides long. Its product is annotated as stress responsive A/B barrel domain protein. Bases 1 to 354 code for a protein of 117 amino acids. The transcript has 3 exons. The record is from RefSeq and is a predicted model, not a curated record. NCBI's taxonomy places the organism in Eukaryota, Fungi, Ascomycota, Leotiomycetes, Helotiales, Mollisiaceae.
AUGACGCUUAUUCAUAUUGUGAUGAUUACCUUCAAACCUGAAGUAACCGACGAGCAGAAGGAGCAAUUCAAACGCGACCUCAGAGAAGCUGCCAAAACAUUUCCGUCCGUUAUCGAUGGUCGCCUAAUCGCGGGCGGUCCAUCUGUGGCGCAACCCUAUGCAAUGAGCAGCACAUCAUUCGACAUUGCGUCGGUGAGCUAUCACACUGGAAAGGAGGCAUUGAACGCCUACUAUGCGAGCGAUGAAUACGAACAACUCACAUCCAAAUACAUCUAUCCUCUUGCCAGCGAUGUGAUACGCUUCGACUUUGAGGUCGAUUCUCAAGACGAGCAUCUCUGCGUGAUUCCUCGCUGA